Molecule: messenger RNA, 696 nt
Organism: Penicillium chermesinum
Lineage: Eukaryota; Fungi; Ascomycota; Eurotiomycetes; Eurotiales; Aspergillaceae
Product: H(+)-transporting V1 sector ATPase subunit E
Exons: 3
Coding region: 1-696 (231 amino acids)
Biological process (GO): proton transmembrane transport
Cellular component (GO): proton-transporting two-sector ATPase complex, catalytic domain
Molecular function (GO): proton-transporting ATPase activity, rotational mechanism
Source: RefSeq, a predicted model, not a curated record
AUGUCGCAAAGUCACCCUCUGUCCGAGGAUCAGGUCGCGGGCGAGCUCCGCAAGAUGACCGCGUUCAUCCGGCAAGAAGCUCUCGAGAAGGCCCGUGAGAUUCAGCUGAAGGCCGACGAGGAGUUCGCCAUUGAGAAGUCCAAGCUCGUCCGCCAGGAGACCGCCGCCAUCGACACCCUCUACGAGAAGAAGCACAAGCAGGCGGCUAUGGCGCAGCAGAUCACCCGCUCCACCCUAUCCAACCGGACUCGCCUCCGUGUGCUGGGUGGGCGUCAGGAGCUUUUGGAUGAUCUCUUCCAGAAGGCUCGUGAAAAGGUGACCAGCGUGGCUGGUAGCGACAAGAAGAAAUACCAGGCUACCCUGCAGGGGUUGAUCCUGGAAGGACUAUACGCUUUGAAUGAGGACAAGGUCGCUUUCCGCGCCCGGAAGAAAGACUACGACACUGCGAAGAAGGCUGCCGCCGAAGCUGUUAAGGAGUUCAAGAAGAACGUGGGAUACGAGCCUACCGUGACAUUGGACGAAUCGGAGCCGCUGCCAGAAGGAUCUGCCGGUGGUGUUGUUAUUGUCGGUGGUCAAGGCAAGAUUGAGAUUAACAACACCUUCGAGGAGCGUCUGCGACUACUGGAGAUCGAUGCCCUCCCCGCCGUGCGGGAGGCGCUGUUUGGCAAGAACCAAAACAGGCGAUUCUACGACUAA